Molecule: messenger RNA, 1623 nt
Organism: Vitis riparia (riverbank grape)
Lineage: Eukaryota; Viridiplantae; Streptophyta; Magnoliopsida; Vitales; Vitaceae
Product: protein ELF4-LIKE 4
Exons: 2
Coding region: 964-1308 (114 amino acids)
Biological process (GO): positive regulation of circadian rhythm; entrainment of circadian clock
Source: RefSeq, a predicted model, not a curated record
GAAACAGAAACCCAGCAGCAGUAAUGAAUUAAAGAUGUUUGUUUUUAUUUUAUUUUUUGUUUGGUUAAUUUGGAGCUUUGUGGGUUGGUUGAUUUCUCUCAGAAACCGUUGAUCUUAAUUUUUUUAAAUAUUUUUUUUGAAGUUCUGGGAAUAUCUAGAAUUUAUGUGAUUUCUUUUUCUUUUUGUUUUUGUUUUUUUCUUUUUUUAAUGCCGGGUGCUACUGGGUUUGAGUUAUUUUUUGGAUGUUUGGGAGGGCAUUAUUGAAUUUUGGGGUUUAUCUUGAGAAAUUUAGUUUUCCGGUUGAGGAAUUUAUGCUUCUGCAACAGCAAGCUUUCGUGUACGGUUUGAACGUUUGAAUUCCCAAUUUUGUUUCUGGGUCUGUGCUUCUCCAGAAUUUCAAGAGAAACCUGUUGAAAUUAUUAAUGGGUUUUAUUUUUUAUUAUUAUUGAAAAUUUUCAAAAUCUUGAAACUUUUUGUUGUUGCGGAGAAAUGGAUGGAGUCUGUGCAGUAGUACCCUUAUGGCCAUAUCUUCUGUCUCAUUGACUUGAAAUUCCUCUUUGAGACUCUAAGCUUUAGAUGGGUAUUUCAGAGUAUACAAAAAAGGUUCCCUUUUUAGGAAAUAGGAUCUGCUUUUUCACAUCUCAUCAUAAAUACUAAUAAUAAGAAUAUGAAAAUAGUAUUAUUAUUAAUUAUUGAUGGUAAUAGUAAUAAUCCAUGUUUCUUACUGUGAGGAAAAUGGGGGAGAAAAAAAGAAAAGAAAAAGGAGGAACCCAUGGAGGUCAUGAUUUCAAGUUCAGAACUUGUCUCAUAUGCACAAAUGCCAUAAACAAUUCCAAAGCUGCUCAUGUUUUGUCUGGGGUUUUUGUUACUAUAAGCAUGUAGGGAUGAGAAGAUAUGAUGAUGGGACUGGUUCUGGUUUGAUUGAAUUCUGACCCAAAAAGAAAAAAGAAGAGAAAAAAAAAUAUGGAGGGGGACACGUUUUCAGGGCUAGGCAAUGGUACCCAGAUUGACGGCAAGGUGUUACAGACAUUUCAGAAGAGCUUUGUUCAGGUCCAAAACAUCUUGGAUCAGAACAGGCUGCUCAUCAAUGAGAUUAACCAAAAUCAUGAGUCCAAGAUCCCUGACAACCUUAGCAGAAAUGUGGGUCUGAUUAGGGAGCUCAACAAUAAUAUCAGAAGGGUUGUUGACCUCUAUGCUGAUCUUUCAACUUCCUUCACCAAAUCCGUGGAUGGUUCCUCUGAGGGAGAUUCUAGUGGUGCUUUGAGAUCAGAUGGGAAGGCUGGCCAUAAACGAAAUAGGCCUGUGUAGCUGCUGCUCCAACUCAGCAAAUUCUAAGACUUCUUAAUUCUUUUUCAUGGUGGGAAAACGGAAAAACUCAGAAAGAAAGAAAAGAAAGAAAGAAAAUUUGCAUUUGUGUUGAGCUAGAACAACAUGAUUAGGUCCUGUAACUCUUUUGUAUUAGUGAACUGUGUUUAGUUCUUCACUUACCUUACCACCCCCUCCCCCACAUUUCUCAGAAACAAAAUAAUUCUCUCAAAUCUCUCCCUCAUUGUAACUGUGUAACUGUGGAUCUAAUUGAAAUCGGUCUUGUUUGUUUCAAUCCAGUCUCUUGAUUUUUCUUCC